Molecule: messenger RNA, 3026 nt
Organism: Panicum virgatum (switchgrass)
Lineage: Eukaryota; Viridiplantae; Streptophyta; Magnoliopsida; Poales; Poaceae
Exons: 12
Coding region: 226-2463 (745 amino acids)
Biological process (GO): regulation of DNA-templated transcription
Molecular function (GO): sequence-specific DNA binding; DNA-binding transcription factor activity; acireductone dioxygenase [iron(II)-requiring] activity
Source: RefSeq, a predicted model, not a curated record
UUCUCUUCUCCCGUUCCGGUUCCGUCCGUCGCUUCGCUUCCAUUCCAGUUCCACGGUGGCGGCGUGAGUUGAAACGGAACGCUCUGCUGCCGUCAGACGUCUACCCCAAGGGCCCAAGCCACCGUACAAAAAAUCUCGCUGCGCUUCUACUCGAGGAAGUAGAUUCGACGAGGAAACCCAAAGCGGGAGCGCGCGCGCAUCAAGGAGUUCUUCUAUCUACCCAGCAUGGAGACCGAGUUCCAGGAUGGCAAGCAGGAGGUUAUUGAAGCAUGGUACAUGGAUGACAGUCAAGAAGACCAGAGACUUCCUCAUCACCGUGAACCCAAAGAAUUCAUUCCUCUGGAGAAGCUUUCAGAACUAGGAAUCGUCAGCUGGCGCCUAAACCCUGAUAACUGGGAGAAUGAUGAGAACCUCAAGAAAAUUCGUGAAGCCAGAGGUUACUCUUACAUGGACAUUUGUGAUGUAUGCCCGGAGAAGCUGCCAAAUUAUGAGACUAAGAUUAAGAAUUUCUUUGAAGAGCACCUGCAUACUGAUGAAGAAAUACGCUAUUGCCUUGAAGGGAGUGGAUACUUUGAUGUGAGGGAUGAAAAUGAUCAGUGGAUCCGUGUAGCAGUGAAGAAGGGAGGCAUGAUUGUUCUGCCUGCAGGGAUGUAUCACCGCUUCACAUUGGACACUGACAACUACAUCAAGGCAAUGCGGCUCUUCGUUGGUGAUCCUAUUUGGACGCCGUACAACCGUCCCCAUGAUCAUCUGCCAGAGAGGAAGGAGUAUCUGGACAAGCUUGUCAAGGCAGAAGGUGGAGAUCAAGCUAUUGAAUGUGUUCUGGGUCAGAUCGUGCUGUGGUCUGGCCAUUGGGCCCUCCGGUCACGCGCGACCCGCGUCCCCGUGCCGGCUCUCCUCGCCCGGUCGCCCCCCACGCCCACGGCCCCAACCGCCCCCGGCUGCCCCGCAUCGUCUCCAGAAGCUUCCGAGCCCUCCGCGGCCGGGCGGUCGCCGGACGCGUGGUCUAGAACCUUCCACAAGGCUCGCGACGUGUCUCGACGCGCCCGUGCGGCGGGGAUAUUUAGUGGUCCGGCCACUGCCCGCCCGCCGCUCUUCUCCCGCGACCUUUUCACAGCGCAGAAAUAUCUCCUCUCCUCGCCUUCGCUUCCAUUUCCACCCAGCAGCCACAGCAGCAAGUAUCCCAACAGAUUCCCUCCGCGAUCCGCCACUUGUCCGGGCGAUUCCAGCUCCCGAUCGCGCGAAUCGAGUUCGUUCUUGGCCGCAGGAGCCGGGUUCUGGCCGCAAUCGGGUGGUUCGUUCUCGACCGGAGGGGAGGCAGCUCAAUCGGGGGUUCUUGGUUUCCGCGGGCCGAGUCCUCGGGCGGCGGCUGCGGCCAUGGAGCCGUCGGCGGCGGCCGCGGGCAUUGUGAAGGAGGAGCUCCUGGAGCAGCAGCCGCUGCAGGACGGCGUGCGCGGCGGGGACGCGCCGCGCCCGAUGGAGGGGCUGCACGAGGUCGGCCCCCCGCCGUUCCUGACCAAGACGUUCGACCUGGUGGAGGACCCGGCCACCGACGCGGUCGUCUCCUGGAGCCGCGCCGGCAACAGCUUCGUCGUCUGGGACCCGCACGUCUUCGCCGACGCGCUGCUCCCGCGCCUCUUCAAGCACAGCAACUUCUCCAGCUUCGUCCGACAGCUCAACACCUAUGGCUUCAGAAAGGUCGAUCCUGAUAGAUGGGAGUUUGCAAAUGAAGGUUUCCUCAGGGGUCAAAGGCACCUACUGAAGACAAUAAAGAGAAGGAAGCCACCAUCAGCUGUGCCACAAUCACAUCAACAGCAGGCUUCCGCUUCUUGCCUGGAGGUUGGUGAGUUUGGAUUUGAGGAAGAGAUUGACAGGCUGAAGCGCGACAAGAACAUCUUAAUCACAGAAGUAGUAAAGCUAAGGCAGGAGCAGCAAAGUACUAAAGAUCAUGUGAGAGCCAUGGAAGAGAGGCUACGCAUGGCUGAGCAGAAGCAGGUACAGAUGAUGGGGUUCUUGGCAAGAGCAAUGCGGAAUCCAGAGUUCUUCCAGCAGUUGGUCCAGCAGCAAGAUAAGAGGAAGGAACUUGAGGAAGCCAUCUCAAAGAAAAGAAGGCGACCGAUUGACAACACUCCGUUCUACAGCCCUGGGGAAACAAGUCAGAGCGAACAGCUUGAUUCACAGUUCAAGUUUGAUUCUGGCGUGCUUGAUGGGCUCAGUGAACCUGGAAUGCCUGAGCUGGAGAAUUUAGCUGUGAACAUUCAGGAGCUUGGAAAGGGUAGUACAGAUGGUGCAAAAAUGGAUCAAGCUAAUGGCCAUUCAGAGCUGAAUGAUGACUUUUGGGCAGACCUAUUGAUCGAAGAUUUUGGAGACAAGGCAGGGCAGUCAGAGUUGGAAGGAAGGCCUGAAGAUGUGGAGGAUCUUGCUCAACAACUGGGGUAUCUGAGUUCUUCUAGCCCAAAGUAGAGUUGUGUUUGUAACAGUUCACCCGACAGUUGCUGGUGCUUUCCGUACUAUUGCAGAUCAUCUUGAACAACCUGUUAAACGGUGGAGAUUUGUAGCUGUUCUGAGGGGUUCGUGUGGGAGGCCCAGACUGUGUGGACACCAGUAUGCUGAAGGCUCCGUGCUGCGAGGGAUACGUGAGGUGUUGGCUAACCUCUCCAUGCUGACUGGCAAAGUGAUCCUUACGAAGGUGACUGGCAAAGAGGUCCUAUAGACACCAGACCAGAUCGACAAGAUAUACAGCUGUUAUCAGCCCUUAUCCAGUAGCUCUUACAUCCAGAAGCUGUUCUACUGUAAAUGCUCGUGCUCGUGCCAUUGGUAGACUUUCUUCAGGUUCUGCAUUGGGUUGUAGCCUUUAGGUUGAGUACUUGAGUCACUCUGUGAUUGGUGUAACCUGAAAACAUCCUUAGCUUGCUGUUUAGCUAUCAAGCGUGAUGUUCUGUUCACUGUGCGUCAGGUUGCCAAAUAGGAUCAAAUCUGAACGAUUUAGCAUAUAUUCUUCCUAUUGCCAUCAUAUUUUUUCUGGA